This is a messenger RNA of Sceloporus undulatus (fence lizard), 2578 nucleotides long. It is a transcript of the gene CHGB, whose product is annotated as chromogranin B. Gene Ontology annotation, cellular component: secretory granule. NCBI's taxonomy places the organism in Eukaryota, Metazoa, Chordata, Lepidosauria, Squamata, Phrynosomatidae. The transcript is spliced from 5 exons. The record is from RefSeq and is a predicted model, not a curated record. Bases 244 to 2247 code for a protein of 667 amino acids.
CCCUGCCAGUCUCCUCGGAGUCAGAGGAGGGUCCUUCCCAGGGCACCUCCGCAGACCGGUCCCUCGGGGCUCCAGCUCUGACGCACGAAGCCCCCCCCCCCUCCCGGGUCCCCUGCCUCCUCCUCCUCCCUCUUGCCUUAAAUAGCGCGGAGCUGCAGGGAAGCAGCCUCAUCCUUCCUCAGCCAUCCACCCCUCCAUCCACCUGGAGGGUCCUUGCCCAGCCACUCAGCCCCUCAGCCAGCCAUGGUGCCUUCGGGGCCGCUGCGGCUGCUCAGCCUCUUCGGCGCCGCCUUGGCUUUGGUGGCAGGUGUACAUUCAGUGCCAGUGGAAAAAGAUGACCAUGUUGAAGAAAUGGUAACUCGGUGUAUUGUAGAAGUCCUUUUGAAUGGUCUGUCAAAAGCCAAUGCUCCACCCAUCAAUCCUCAGUGCAAGGAGCUUCUGAAAGAAAGGAAUCAACAAAAGGAAGAAGAUAAGGAUGGGGCACAAGUUUUGGAGCCCCUGCAUCUGUCAGAACCAAAGGAAAGAGAGAAUCCAAAAGAAGAAACUAUGAGAGGAGAACAAGGUCCCAAAGAAGAUUUUAAAAGGCAGGCAGAAGUGAGUGAGAAGUGGCAUCCAGAGGGGAAACUGCAUGGUGGGAACGGACAAACCAUCACUCAUGGGGAUUCUUAUUCUUUUGAUGAAGCCCAUAAAGAAGAAACCAAAGAUGCUGCUGAGAAAGGAACCGAGGAGGAUGGUAGCUAUAAAAGAAAUUACCCCAGUGAAGAGGAAAGUAAAUCAAAGAAACACAGUGAGGACCUGGAACGUGAGCUUCAGGAUAAACCACCAGGAAAGGCGAUUGAUCAAGAUGACAAACGCUCCGGAGGCCAAAGGGAAGAAAUUAUGCAUAGCCAAGAAAGAGAAAACGAAGAAAGCAAGGAAGAGGAGGAUGCUGAGGAGGAAGAAGAGGAAGAGAGCAGUGAAAAAUAUCACCAUAGUUUUCAUCGAGAAUAUGAAGACUCUUCUGAGAGAGAUGUCGACACAGACAAACGAGGUCACAGACCAAAAUAUUAUUACAGGAAACCAAGGCUGGGCAACUCCUCUGAAUACAAGGGCCAUCACUAUGAUGAGAAGAAGGACUCACCUGAAGAGUCGAGUGAGGAAGAACAUGGAUUCUGGGAUAAAAGAGGCCACUACCCCAAAUAUUAUUAUCAAACAGGACAUCGUUCUGAGGAGAAAAGAAACUCAGUUGAAAUGCAUGGCUCCGAGGAAAUUGAGGGAAAGAGUAGGGAUAAAGAGCAUCAGGAUAAAUGGCACUCCAGUAGAGAGGACAAUGAAGAGGAAGAUAUGCGGCACCACAGCAGGGAAAAUGAAGAGAAGCAGCACCGUCGUGAGAGGAAAAGACUCCCAGAUGAACCAGAAAAGCUGUUGAGACACUACUACGAGGAACGGGCAGUUCACAGCAAGCCCAGUGAGGAGGAUGUAAGGAAGGAACAUAGUUAUGGUGGCAGAGAUGAGAAUAACAAAGAACAUCUGCAGCUACAGUUGGAGGAGAUGCCAAAGCUGCAGAAUAGAGAGAAGGAGGAUAGAGAGCUGAGACUGUACACCCCAGAAGAAGGAGAGAGGGAAGAAAAAAGGCAUUAUCCUUCUGUUGCUGAAGAAGAACUAGAAGAAGGACAUUACAAUGAGAGGGGAAAGCAUGUCGCCAAUAAGAGGACACUUCUGCUUGAAGAUGGCUACCCAAGAAGCCACUACCUUGUAGAAAAUGUGAAAAGAGCUGUAGCUCCCUAUAUCCCUUACUACCAGCAGUUCAGGUGGAAGAACAGACAUGCUGAGAAGAAGGAUGAUGUGGGAAAUCCUUUUCUGGAGAGUGAGGAAGAACCCAGGUCCCAAAUGAAUGAGCGAGACUUCUUUCCUGAGUAUAACGACUAUGAUUUGUGGGAGAAGAAGCAACUGACGGAUGGCCUGGGUCACAAACACAGUGAGAACAACAAUCUGGAAAGGAGCCACAAAUUUGAUGUGAAAAGGCAAUACAACAAGAUGGACCAGCUUGCCCAUCUUCUGAGCAACAAGAAGAAAUCUGCAGAAUUCCCAGAAUUUUACAGUUCUAGGGAAGAUGUGAAAAGGGGCCACAUCAUCAGAGGAGACAAGGGCAAGCUCAGGCAGAGGCCUCUGACCCAAGAAGAGGAGAAAGAACUGGAAAAUCUAGCUGCUAUGGAUUUGGAACUGCAGAAGAUAGCUGAGAAAUUCAACACUAACCGGCGGGGAUGAAUUUUGCCUGGCCUAAUAUUGGAAACGGUGAAGUUAGCUUUAUUUACAGUAUCCUCCCUAUUGGUAAAGUCACUGCCAUGAGUGUUGUUUUCUCCCCUUCCUAACUGGGAAUGCAGUUUACUAUCCACUCAACAUGUGAUUUACAUGGGUGCAAGCAAGCAAGCAUCUGUAUUUUCCAAAUAUGCUAAGAAGACCUGAUCAGCAUGAAUUCUAGUGUAUAGACCUCUGUGCAAGGCAUUUUUAAAUGUGCGUGGAAACAAUUGUCUUUGUGUUCUUCAGAAAUAUAUUCUUUGUCUUUGUUUGAAAUAAUAAAAUCACAUUGUCCACAAUA